Molecule: messenger RNA, 2165 nt
Organism: Corylus avellana
Lineage: Eukaryota; Viridiplantae; Streptophyta; Magnoliopsida; Fagales; Betulaceae
Source: RefSeq, a predicted model, not a curated record
AUGGCCUUGGCUUCUUCUGUAAAAGUGGUUCUGGGAUCCCUUGCUUUCGCAAUCUUCUGGGUAUUGGCGGUCUUCCCAGCCGUUCCUUUUCUACCAAUUGGGAGGGAUGCUGGGUCCCUCCUGGGUGCUAUACUAAUGGUAGUAUUCCGAGUCCUAACUCCAGAUCAAGCAUAUAAUGCAAUUAAUCUACCAAUCAUUGGUCUUCUCCUUGGGACAAUGGUUGUCAGUGUCUAUCUAAAAAAAGCAGAUAUGUUCAAGUACUUGGAAAAUCUUCUCUCAUGGAAGAGUAAAGGACCAAAGGACUUACUUUGUCGAAUCUGCCUGAUUUCAGCCAUUUCAAGUGCCCUUUUUACUAUUGAUACCUCUUGUGUGGUAUUAACUGAAUUUGUCUUAAAAAUUGCAAGGCAACAUAAUCUCCCUCCUGAACCUUUCCUUCUUGCCCUGGCCUCUAGUGCAAAUAUUGGGUCUUCAGCGACUCCAAUUGGCAACCCCCAAAAUUUGGUUAUAGCUGUUCAGAGUAAGAUAUCUUUUGGGAGUUUUCUAAUUGGAAUUCUCCCUGCAAUGCUAGUGGGAGUGGUUGUCAAUGCUCUAAUUCUUCUAUCCAUGUAUUGGAGGCUGUUAUCAAUUCAGAAGGAUGAAACAGAUGCAGCUGUAGAUGUUGUUGAAGAGGAGGAUGUGGAUUCUCAUCGCUUUUCACCAGCCAUGAUGGGGUACUCUAGAUUGGAAACUAUAAAUGUGCAAGGCUCUCCCAACGUGCAUGUGAACAUGGGUCAAGUUGAGACCAUUAGAAACCAGUUAAGUUCAAAUAAAAAUGAAAUCCAUAGGGUCCCUUGUGGCACGUUGGAUUCUGCAAGGAAUUCUAGUGCAUCGAAAGAGCUGGAAGAUGUUGUAUCUUCUCCCAAAAGGGAGGAUGUUGUUGAAGAGGAGGAUGUGGAUUCUCAUCGCUUUUCACCAGCCAUGAUGGGGUACUCUAGAUUGGAAACUAUAAAUGUGCAAGGCUCUCCCAACGUGCAUGGGAACAUGGGUCAAGUUGAGACCAUUAGAAACCGGUUAAGUUCAAAUGAGAAUGAAAUCCACAGGGUCCCUUGUGGCACGUUGGAUUCUGCAAGGAAUUCUCGUGCAUCGAAAGAGCUGGAAGAUGUUGUAUCUUCUCCCAAAAGGGAGGAUGUUGUUGAAGAGGAGGAUGUGGAUUCUCAUCGCUUUUCACCAGCCAUGAUGGGGUACUCUAGAUUGGAAACUAUAAAUGUGCAAGGCUCUCCCAACGUGCAUGUGAACAUGGGUCAAGUUGAGACCAUUAGAAACCAGUUAAGUUCAAAUGAUAAUGAAAUCCACAGGGUCCCUUGUGGCACGUUGGAUUCUGCAAGGAAUUCUAGUGCAUCGAAAGAGCUGGAAGAUGUUGUAUCUUCUCCCAAAAGGGAGGAGAUCAUUCCUUCAAAGACUGUUGUUAGAUCAAUGGACAGACUAAGAGUCGCACUUUCUAUAGAGUCUUCAGAAGGAAAGGAAGAUUUGACUGUUAGACGGCAAAGGAUGUUCUGGAAGUCGUGUGUUUAUCUUAUUACUAUAGGAAUGUUGAUUGCUUUGCUCAUGGGGCUGAAUAUGUCAUGGACUACAAUUACCGCUGCACUUGCUCUUGAGGUUCUUGAUUUCACGGAUGCUAGGCCUUGCCUUGAAAAGGUCUCCUAUUCGCUUUUGAUUUUCUCUUGCGGAAUGUUUAUCGCAGUAGAUGGCUUUAACGAAACUGGAAUCCCAAGUACUCUAUGGGACCUCAUAGCGCCUUAUGCACAGAUUGAUCAUGCUAGCGGGAUGGCAGUUCAUGCCAUUGUCGUUCUUCUCCUGUCAAAUUUGGCUUCAACUCCAAGCGUACCAACUGUUUUGUUGCUGGGAGGACAAGUGGCAACAUCGGCAGCUGGUGAGAAGAAGGCAUGGCUCAUCUUAGCUUGGGUUAGCACGGUAGCUGGGAACCUCUCAUUACUGGGAUCAGCUGCAUACUUAACAGUGUCUGAAGAGGCUCGCAGAGCUUCACAUCUUGAGCACACUUUAUCUUUGUGGAGCCAUCUCAAAUUUGGACUCCUCUCAACCCUUAUAGUCACUGCUAUUGGUUUGAUACUCAUACGAUGAUCAUAUAUAUUGUGUUGGUUUGACAAAACUUUUUAGAUAGUGUUUUU